UUGAUUGAACACAUGCCGCUGUAGCAGAGUAGUGCUUGCUGUCUGACUCUCGCUCCGUUACAUUUUUUCAUAAUAUCUUGAUUUAUAAUAUGGCUUUUGACCUGUCCUCAGCCAGUGCAUCUGCAAAUGCUGAGGCCUCGGAACUUCAGAGGAUGAUAGCAGUCGAGCAACAGAAAGCUCAGUUUCAAGCACAGGUGCACACCUUCACCGACGUGUGCUGGGACAAAUGCAUGGACAAGCCGAGCAGCAAGCUGGACUCCCGGACGGAGACGUGCCUGGCUAGCUGUGUAGAGCGCUUCAUUGACACCACCCUCACCAUCACAAACCGCUUUACUCAUAUGGCGCAGAAAGGGGGCAUGCAUUGACUCAACUCAACACUCAACAGGGACAAGAUGAAGAAAGGGGUUAUGCAUUGAUUCAUUCAGUCAUUGAGCCAGACUUUCAUCAUAGUAGGCUUGUUAGAUUUAACUCAACACUUCAGGGACAAGAUCAAAGGACCUGUGCAACGAUUAUCAUCCAGAAAUGGUGUGUUCUCUUGGACUCUGUGCUAUUGACAACAAUUGUCCAAUGACUAUGCUGAUCUAUUUUAAUUUUUAUUAUGUUAUUUGGCAGGGACAAAGCACAACAAAAACAUAUUUCUCGUAGCACUGAGAAAUGAUGUUGCACCAGAUUUAGCUAAAAGCUACUUUCCAUCUGUAGUCCCCAGGCAGGUGAACAUGUAAACAUUAUAUACAAAACAGACAACAUAAAUACAUCAGACAUAAAAAAACCAGAGAUUAGGACAUAGAUACAUUUUUAACACAGAAGUCAACACAUUGCCCAUAGAAACACAUUGCUGUUGGAUAAAAAGUGUAAUCUGUAAUGAUGCAGGCCUAUUGACUUUGUACAUCACGUUGUUACAGAGUUCUAAUGUGAGAUCUGUAAUGGUAUUCAUUGCUCUGCUUUGAACAUGUCAAUAAAAGGAAUAGCCUAAUGAGCAAAUAGCCA
Messenger RNA from Coregonus clupeaformis (lake whitefish), 987 nucleotides. Its product is annotated as mitochondrial import inner membrane translocase subunit Tim8 A. The transcript has 2 exons. The coding region runs from base 90 to 365 and encodes 91 amino acids. The record is from RefSeq and is a predicted model, not a curated record. NCBI's taxonomy places the organism in Eukaryota, Metazoa, Chordata, Actinopteri, Salmoniformes, Salmonidae.